AUGGGCUGAGGCGGGGGGUGGGUUUUCGGGCGCCGCGGGUCGGCUUGCUGUGGCGGGCAGUGCUGCUGAAAAGAAGAGGCGGAAAGCGCGCGGCCGGGCACCAUUCGGCAGCAGCACCUGAGGGAGCAGAGCCCCGGGUCGCCCGCUCCGCUCAGCCAGGGACCCGCUGCCGACCUCGCCAUGGGCAAAGGCGACCCCAAUAAGCCGCGGGGCAAGAUGUCCUCGUACGCCUACUUCGUGCAGACGUGCCGCGAGGAGCACAAGAAGAAGCACCCGGACUCGUCUGUCAACUUCACAGAGUUCUCGCGGAAGUGCUCGGAGCGGUGGAAGACAAUGUCAAGCAAGGAAAAAGGAAAGUUUGAAGAAAUGGCUAAAGGAGACAAAGCUCGUUAUGACAGGGAGAUGAAAAACUAUGUUCCUCCCAAAGGCGAGAAGAAGGGAAAGAAGAAGGACCCCAAUGCUCCUAAAAGACCACCAUCUGCAUUCUUCCUUUUCUGUUCUGAACACCGUCCAAAAAUCAAAAAUGAUCACCCUGGCUUGUCUAUUGGAGAUACAGCAAAGAAAUUAGGUGAAAUGUGGUCCGAACAGUCGGCCAAAGAUAAACAGCCAUAUGAACAGAAGGCUGCAAAACUAAAGGAGAAGUAUGAAAAGGAUAUUGCAGCAUAUCGUGCCAAGAGCAAGAGUGAUGGAGGAAAAAAGGGCCCAGGUAGGCCUGCAGGUUCUAAGAAGAAAGCAGAACCAGAGGAGGAGGAGGAAGAGGAUGAGGAAGAAGAAUAAAUGAAUGUCGUGCUGUAAAGAUUUAUGCUCAGAAUCCAAUAUUUUGCUAAGAAUGUGAACUCAAGUGCAGCUCAUUGUUAGCCUCAGUAUAAAAAAUCUGUACAGAAUUGUGUAUAGGUAAUGUAGUUCUUUGUAGGGAGACUUCAAUUUAUAAUGUAAGCAGUAGCCAAGGGCUGCUACAGUUCAGUUUGGGAAAAAAAAUAGUUGUUGAAUGUUUCUGCUGUUCUGCAUAUUUAAUGGUUUUAUUGAAAUUCAGUGACUGAUAGUGAGGUGUUUCUUUUUAGCUAAGUAAAACAGGUAGCUUAAUAGCUGAUCUUAUAUUUUGUAGUAUUUUGUUGCAUUGUAUUACUUUUUUUAACACUUUUGUAAUAAAAUGUUGUACAUUG
Molecule: messenger RNA, 1163 nt
Organism: Prinia subflava (tawny-flanked prinia)
Lineage: Eukaryota; Metazoa; Chordata; Aves; Passeriformes; Cisticolidae
Gene: HMGB2
Product: high mobility group box 2
Exons: 5
Coding region: 181-777 (198 amino acids)
Biological process (GO): regulation of transcription by RNA polymerase II
Cellular component (GO): nucleus
Molecular function (GO): DNA binding, bending
Source: RefSeq, a predicted model, not a curated record